AUGUCCCUAAGGCCCCAGAAGUUCGUUCGCGACUUGGUUCUCCGGCGCUGCUUCUCGGGCCGAGUCCUGGAUGCGGGGUGCGGCAUCGGGGACAACGCGCUGUACGUGGCCAAGGCGUGUCCGGGGGCGAAGGUCACGGCAGUGGAUGUGGUAGGUCGUUGUCUGGAAUUUGCGGCGGCCAAGGCGGAGCUCCGAAAUAUGCGAGGACAGGUGGACUUGCAGGUAGCGGAUCUAUUGGAAACGGACACCAGCCAGCUGCCGCCGGUUCUGGGCCCUACCAAAGACAGCUCGUACGACAUCAUACUCGACUCGUUAACCUUCCACUGCUUCUCCGAUGCGGAUCGUGAUCGUUAUGUUUCGACGCUUCGACGGCUUCUUCGCCCCGGGGGCCUUAUCUACAUGAACUGCAUGUCGGAGGAGGAAACAAGACCGGGCGGUCCUAGGCGUAUCACUGUUCCUGACCUGUUGUCCGUCUUCUGCGCUGCUCGCGACUGGGAGGUACUGGGCGUCGAGGACUCCAUGAUUGAUUUCCACCCCACGUUCUGGGGGGGUAAGGCGAAAGCAAGGCUCUACACCAUCCGCAAGCUGCCGCAGUAA
Volvox carteri f. nagariensis is the source of this 597-nucleotide messenger RNA. RefSeq lists its product as uncharacterized. The record is from RefSeq and is a predicted model, not a curated record. The transcript has 5 exons. NCBI's taxonomy places the organism in Eukaryota, Viridiplantae, Chlorophyta, Chlorophyceae, Chlamydomonadales, Volvocaceae. Bases 1 to 597 code for a protein of 198 amino acids.